This is a messenger RNA of Dioszegia hungarica, 1005 nucleotides long. Its product is annotated as dihydrodipicolinate synthase. Gene Ontology annotation, molecular function: 4-hydroxy-tetrahydrodipicolinate synthase activity. NCBI's taxonomy places the organism in Eukaryota, Fungi, Basidiomycota, Tremellomycetes, Tremellales, Bulleribasidiaceae. The coding region runs from base 1 to 1005 and encodes 334 amino acids. The record is from RefSeq and is a predicted model, not a curated record. The transcript is spliced from 5 exons.
AUGGCGAACUCCAAAGCAGUCUGGGCAAACGGCCCUUCGGUCCCCCUCACCACCCCCUUCCGCGCUGACGAGAGCAUCGACCACGAGGCGCUCGCCAAGCAGGUCGUCAGGCUCGCGAAGGCCAAGAUGGGCAUCGUUCUCUUGGGGACCAACGGAGAGGCUUCCCACUUGUCUCGCGAGGAGCGCCGCUCGGUCGUCAAGACCGGUCGCAAGGCUUUGGACGACGCUGGGUUCAAGGACGAGCCCCUGCUUGUCGGAACCGGCGGUGGAUCAGCCGCCACCACCGUCGAGCUCACGCAAGAUGCUGCCGAGGAGGGCGCGACCCACUCGAUAGUCAUCUGCCCUGGUUACUUCGCCUUCGCCAUGGGCCGUGACCGUGUUGCCAUUGUCGACUUCUUCAAGAAAGUCAUGGACAAGAGCCCCAUUCCCGUCAUGAUCUACAACUUCCCCGGCGCCGCCUCUGGUAUCGACCUGAACUCGGACGAGCUCAUGGAGCUUGCCGAGCACAAGAACUGCUUCGGUGUCAAGCUCACCUGCGCCAUGAUCGGCAAGGGUCACCGUCUCGCCGUACACGUGCAAUCGGAGCAAUACCUCAAGACCCAUGGGUCUCGUCUCCAGGCGGUCUCCGAGGCCGGCUUUGCCAUCCUUCCCGGAUUCUCCGAGUCCCUCCUCCCCGCCCUCGUGUCCCGCCACACUGGAUGCAUCACCGGUACCGGAAACAUCUUCCCCAAGACCAUCCGGAAGCUCUACGACCAGGCAGUCAAGGGUCUCAAGGGCGAUGCCGCUGCUCUUACCGAGGCCAUGUCUCUCCAGGACAGAAUCGCACGCUCAGACUUCAUCAUCGUGAAGGCCGGUGUCCAGGGUACCAAGUACGCUUUGGACCACUUCGUCGAGAAGGGCAUGGGUGGGAUCGCGCGGUCGCCCCUGGGCCCCGUUUCGGAUGCGACCAAGAAGAUGGUCGAGACGGACCUCAAGGAGGACUGGGAGUUCGAGUCCAAGUUGUAA